Molecule: messenger RNA, 2446 nt
Organism: Folsomia candida
Lineage: Eukaryota; Metazoa; Arthropoda; Collembola; Entomobryomorpha; Isotomidae
Product: dynein intermediate chain 2, ciliary
Exons: 17
Coding region: 49-2373 (774 amino acids)
Biological process (GO): cilium movement; outer dynein arm assembly
Cellular component (GO): outer dynein arm
Molecular function (GO): dynein light chain binding; dynein heavy chain binding
Source: RefSeq, a predicted model, not a curated record
AAACAUUUUAAAAUCAAAUCCUCCUCAAGUCACAUUUAGUUUUUGGCUAUGGCUCCAGGAAAACCCCAACAGCAAGACCAAGGGAAGGCGCCUCAGGAGGGUGGGGCUUCGAAAGGGAAGAAGCGUGGAAAAGGACGGCGAGGAAACUUUGAGGAUGACUACGGUUACAGUCGACGAGACCAAAACUUGGCUAAACCACCAGAUCAGGAAAAGCUAACUGAAACGCAACUGAAAGAAGAACUCGUCAGAAAUCUUUCAUGUGUGGACCCAGCCAAGAUGAAGAACAGAGUUGUGUGGGAUGCCAAUGAAAAAGGGUUUAUUUUGGCCCAAGAUGAGGAGCAAACAAUUCACAUGUUUCACUUGGACUCGGAGCUGAUUUUUAAGGAUUCUCAGGAAGAGAUCAAGGAAUAUCCGUUCAGUCUCUCGGAGGAAGUUGAGGAUCCAGAAUUUGUAGAAAAGAAAUCACCACCUCCAGCCUCUGCUGAUCCUUCUUCUUCCAAUGACGGCAUUUCCGAUGAGCAGAAAGCAACCGAGGAAGCGGAAGAUGCGGAUGAAAAAGAGGAGAUAGCUCAAGCCAAGGAAGAAAAGCCGACCAAACUACUCAACCAAUUUAACUUUUGUGAACGUGCCUCACAAACCCUCAACAAUCCCAUUCGAGAACACUCGGCUCAGACCGUGCCUCCACCCAGGUCCUCAUACAAAGAUUACUGCAAUGCUUGGAUAAUAUACGACCUGUAUGAAUCCGAUACGGCCAACCGUCCCAAAGCGACCAAAAAAGUUGCUGCUGGUGGCGGAGGGGGGGAAGGCGAAGAGGGCGAAGAAGGGGAGAAGAAAGAGGGGGCAGAAGGCGAAGAGAAAAAGGACAAGGCAAAGGACACAAAGAAGGACAAGGAAAGGGAGGGAAAAGUUGCUGCAAAAGAGAAAGUUCGAGUAAGAAAAGCGUCCAUUUUGGAAGGAACCGCAGCUCAAGAAGCAGCCCUGGCAAAAUCUGCCGAAGGACUCAAAAUCUUGGAGCGACUUGUUAUGCAAAAUGUUUUUAACGAUGUUCUUCACGACUUCAAGUACUAUGAAGAUGCUUCUGAUGAGUUCCGAGAAACAGGAGAAGGGACAAUUCUGCCCUUGUGGAAGUUUGCAUACGACAGAGCAAAGAAACAUCAUGUGACCUCGAUCAGUUGGGCACAAAGUGAACCGGACAUGUUUGCCGUCAGCUAUGGUUCAUUUAAUUUCAUGCACCCAAUUCUGGACGGAAUGGUGUUGAUUUGGAGUUUGAGAAAUACUGCAUUUCCAGAACAUAUUUGGAUGGCUCCGAAGGGUGCAAUGUCUUGUGCAAUCCAUCCGCUGCAAGACUGUCUCGUAGCCGUGGGUCUUUAUGACGGGAACGUUGCGCUGCUCCAGCUCCGUGAAAAUGAAGAAAACUCCAAUCGAUCCGUUAUACUCAAGAACUGUCACAUCGUGAUGAAACAUCGCUCUCCCAUUUGGUCCGUACGAUGGGCGGACAACGACAUGGAUAACAAUCCCAACUUUUACUCGUGCGGGAUGGAUGGACAGGUUAUCCAUUGGGUUAUCGAUCCUUCAGCGUCCGGCGGUGGCGGAGGGUUGUCAGGCACCCCCAUCGCUACACUUCACCUUCCCGUCCCACCCGUUCAAGGACCUGAUGGCACGAACUACAACCUCUUUGGCUGUGCCCGAGCCAUGGCUAUUCAUCCGAAGGAGCGCAGCACUUUUCUGGUGGGGACGGCCGAAGGAAACAUUUUCCAAUGUUCAAUGCUUUACGGGUCCAGAUUCCAGCAGAUCUACAAUGCACAUUUCCUCCCGGUAGCUGCGCUCGAAUGGAACUACUUUCACCCCGACGUAUUUCUUUCAUGCUCGGAAGACUGGACCAUCAAGGUUUGGGACCGGAAUGACUCGGAACCGAUGUAUGUGUUUGAAAUCGGCGUUGCCAUUUUGGAUUGUGCUUGGGCCCCCUACUCGUCCACUGUCUUUGCUGCUGUAACCGAAGAGGGAAAGACCCUGGUAUACGACUUGAAUGUGAAUAAGGAGAAACCAAUCUGCUGCCAGCAAGUUGUCACAAAGAAGAAAGUUCGUCCUAAUCGCAUUGCGUUUAAUCCCUACUACCCACUCAUCGUUGUUGGAGAUGAUCGAGGUCAGUUAACAACGUUGAAACUUUCCCCCAAUCUGAGGAAUUUACCGAGGGACCCCAAAGGCCACAUUGUGGAUGGAGAACCCAGAGUCACAUUUGAAAUCAACAAAAUGACCAAACUCUUGUCACUCGUGAGGGACCCCGAGUCUGUCACCGGGCCCAAAACGCUCACCUUGGCUGAUGAAAAGCAAGCCAAAAAUGUUCUGUCCAUCAUGGGAGCAGGCAAAAAAUAAACUGUAAUUUUAUGUUAAUGAGACAGCGCCACAAAAAAUAUGCAAUAAAUCUACAUAAUAUAAUGUCCCUAUA